AUGCAGCGAGUCCCGGCGACUCCGCGAAAAGAUUCGGUGAAGGCCACGAUCAGUCAAAACGACCUCUCCUUUGUGAAUAAGUUGGGAGUGGGCGCAUUCGGCGACGUGUGGGAGGGACGACUACGAGGAACGACAACGGUCGCCAUCAAGUCCGUCCGAUCAACCGACAAGACUUCAUUCCUGGCCGAAGCGCAGAUCAUGUCGUACGCUUCCCUCAAACCUCGCUCAACUAAACGCUUCGCUUUGAUCUUAAUCACCCACACGUUCGAACUCUUGGGAGUCUUCCGGCGACACCCGAACGUGGUUACAUUUUUCGGCCUGGCGGAGGGUCCGGGCCAGCUCUUCAUCAUCACCGAGUUCAUGGCCGACGGAUCUCUCGACAAGCAUCUGAUCCGGAACCAAGGUGCGGUCAGCGUGGAGUCGCUGAUACAGAUGACCAAGGACCUCGCUGCGGGCAUGGACCAUCUCGCGGAGCACGGCAUCAUCCACCGCGACCUGGCCGCUCGCAAUCUUCUGCUCGAGAUCAAGCGAUCCGACGUCUACCGCGUCAAGGUGUGCGACUUUGGGCUGUCGCGACUCUCCACCGAAGAGCUCAACCCGCAACAGAUGAAGACCAUUCCUGUGCGCUGGACGGCCGUUGAAGUGUUCAUGGGCAAGCCGUACACGGGCAAAUGCGACGUCUGGUCGUUCGGUGUGACGGUGUGGGAGAUCUUCAGCUUUGGUGCGCUGCCCUACGCCGGCAUGGCGACCCGCGAGGUGGUCGACGCCGUGCUCCAGGGCGUGCGGCUGGCCAAGCCCGACGGCUGUCCUGACGACAUCUUCACGCAGAUCAUUCUGCCCUGCCUCCAGGCGAACCCCGAGGACCGGCCCACCUUCCGCGAGCUCUACCACAAGCUCGAGUCGCUGUUUCCCUCGCAGCAGCGCACCUCCUCCUCGCUCACCACUUCGCCCACCACCUCCAACUUCUCGGCCACGCUCUCCCACUCAAGCAGCUGCGGCGGAAGCGGCGGAAUCUCCCUCUCCAGCUCGCCAGCGGCCGCGGUUCCGACGAGCAUGGCCAUGCAGGUGGCCGAAGAAGUGAUGGCGUCGUCGCAGUCCCUGACCGCCCUGGCGCCCUACGCCUCGUCGUCGGGCGUGACCACGCGUUCACCGCCGUCAGUGGAGUCAGCCGAACCCAGCGUUACACCUGUGGCCCCGUCCAAGACUGAAGAUGGCGGCGGCCGGGAGUGGCAAGAUGACCGCGUUCAGCUCCGCGGCGAAUAA
Messenger RNA from Acanthamoeba castellanii str. Neff, 1263 nucleotides. Its product is annotated as protein kinase domain containing protein. Gene Ontology annotation, cellular component: signaling receptor complex. Bases 1 to 1263 code for a protein of 420 amino acids. The transcript has 7 exons. Gene Ontology annotation, biological process: protein phosphorylation; positive regulation of kinase activity; multicellular organism development. Lineage: Eukaryota; Discosea; Longamoebia; Acanthamoebidae. Gene Ontology annotation, molecular function: transmembrane receptor protein tyrosine kinase activity; ATP binding. The record is from RefSeq and is a predicted model, not a curated record.